This is a messenger RNA of Eimeria maxima, 3387 nucleotides long. RefSeq names its product RNA helicase, putative. The coding region runs from base 1 to 3387 and encodes 1128 amino acids. Gene Ontology annotation, molecular function: nucleic acid binding; ATP binding; RNA helicase activity. The transcript is spliced from 17 exons. The record is from RefSeq and is a predicted model, not a curated record. Gene Ontology annotation, biological process: RNA catabolic process; maturation of 5.8S rRNA. Gene Ontology annotation, cellular component: nucleus. Lineage: Eukaryota; Apicomplexa; Conoidasida; Eucoccidiorida; Eimeriidae.
AUGGAGCACCAGGAAGCUGAAUCUCUCGAGGCACUUUUCUCGGUGUUCAACAGUGCCCCUUCUGCUUCUGGAAAGGCUUCUAGCCCAGCAGCAGCAGCAGCAGCAUCAUCAGCGAAAGCCGACCCUGAUGCUGCUGCAGCAGAAGAUGCUGCCGACAAGAGCAACAGCAGCAAACGGUCAAGGGCCCCCUCCCCGCAGCAGCAAACUAAGAAGAAGCGCCGGGGUGCGCAAUCAGAGCGUCAGGCCAAGAGGGAGCCUGCUGCAGGAGCUGCAUCAGCAGCAGCAGCAGAAGAAGAUGAAGAUGCAUUAACAUUGGCAACAAUAGCACCAACAGCAACAGCAACAGCAGCAGCAGCAGCAGCAGGAAGGAGUAAAGGGUUCGAUGAGGGUUUCAUGACUGAUGGUCUUAUUAGUCGUGUUUUAUUAGCAGAUAAGAAUUGUCUUCAUGAGGUUAUUUAUCCAGAGGGGACGCCUACACGAUUUAAGGACUUCCCUCUACAGACUACUAUUCCUUCUGCUGCUGCAGCAGCAGCAGCUGAUGGUGCUGCUGCUGCUGCUGCUAAUGGUGGUGAUGGUGCAAAGGACGGAACGUCAUCAGAUGCUGUAAAGACAGAACCAGGAUCUGAUGCUGCAACUACAGACUCCAAUGGGGCAGCAGCAGGAGCAGAUGCAGCAGCAGGAGCAGAUGCAGCAGCAGGAGGUACAUCUUCCGACCCAUCAAAAGAAUUGUCAUCAUCGUCCUCAUCCGAAUCUGCAUCAGGAACUUCAUCAGAAGCAACAGGAGAAGCAGCAGAAGCAGAAAAAGCAGCAGAAGGAGAAUAUCCUAAGGUUGCUGCACGUCAAUGGAAAUUUGUAUUAGACCAAUUCCAACAAAGGAGUGUACUCUGUCUAGAGGCCGGCGAAAAUGUCUUAGUCGCUGCGCACACCUCAGCAGGAAAAACUGUUGUUGCUGAAUAUGCUAUAGCUAUGGCAUUAAGGGAUAAACAAAGAGUUGUAUAUACAAGUCCUAUUAAAGCAUUAUCAAAUCAGAAGUAUAGGGAUUUAUGUGAUAUAUUUGGAUCAGAGAAUGUUGGCUUAUUAACAGGAGAUGUGUCUGUACAGCCCGAUGCAUCUAUUGUUGUUAUGACCACAGAAAUCCUUAGAAGUAUGCUAUAUAGAGGAUCUGUUCUUAUUAGAGAGGUUCGUUGGGUGGUAUAUGACGAGAUUCAUUACAUGCGUGAUCGUGAGCGUGGUGUAAAAGAGUGCGAGGCUAAUGCCCAAGCUCUUAUAGGUAGACCAGAUAAUAACGGCAGCAGCAGCAGCAGCAGCAGCAACCAAGGGGUCACACUCACUAGCGAAGAAGAAAGAAAACUUAUCGCAGAAAUAUUCAAUAAUGCCGUCAGUACACUCGAUGAGGAAGACAGACAACUGCCACAGAUUAAGUCGAUUUUGCCUCUGCUGCUGAGGGGCAUAGGGAUCCAUCACGGAGGUCUCUUGCCUUUUGUCAGGGAAUUAAUAGAGAUCCUCUUCCAGGAGUCAUUAAUUCGUGUAUUAUUUAGUACAGAGACAUUUAGUAUGGGUGUGAAUAUGCCGGCAAAGACGGUCGUAUUUACGGCGAUAAGAAAAUGGGAUGGAGAAACUUAUCGUCUAAUUAAUGGUGGAGAAUAUAUUCAAAUGGCGGGUAGAGCAGGGAGGAGAGGGCUUGAUGAUAGAGAUGGGGGUGCUGCUGAUGAUCGUUGGCCUGCUGCUGCUGGUUUGGCUGUUGAUGAGGCUGUUGACGAUGCUGCUGACGUCUGUGCUGGGGAUGAUAGUGGUGGUGGUUCUUGUUGUGGUAUAGCAAUAAUAAUGUUUGAUGAACAAGUAGACCCUGAGGAAGCAAAGACAUUAUUUAUGGGGGGUGCUGCUCCUCUUGUCUCGACCUUCCAUCUUGGAUUUAAUAUGCUUCUUAAUUUAUUCAGAAUUGAAGAUGCUGAUCCAGCUUAUAUGAUCUCUAGAAGCUUCGCUAAUUUCCAGCAGCACGGCCGUUCUUUGAAGCUGCAGCACGAGCUGCAGGAGCUGCAGCAGCAGCUGCAGAUGGCACAAGAUAUCCGAUCUUUAGUUACCUUACCCGAAGGGGAGAAGGAACCAGACUUUGAUGUUGAAGAGGCAAUAAGCAGCUUUUAUGGUACAAAACACGAACUGCUGCAGCAAGGACGUUUGCUGCGGUCUAUCGCUAUGCAGCCGCAGCACUUAGCUCGUUUCUUACAACCAGGGAGAUUAUUAUGUCUUGAAGAAGAUGAUGGAACAGAAUGGGGAUGGGCUACUUGUGUUAAAAAGUUGGAGAAGCGUAAGGUACCAUCAACGAAUGCUCAUGAGGGUCCUAUUGAGCAGCUAUUAGUUCAUUGUCUUGUAGUGCCAUUUAGUGUAUCCUGUGUAUCCCGUGUAAGUAAAUGUAAGAUGUCCUUGCCUGCUGGUGGAGAUGUUGAAUCUUCGGAUGCAAGAAGAAGUAUUCUCUUCCAAUUACAAAUGAUUCAACAAAAAUUCAAAGACUGUGGCGGGUUGCCAUUGCUGGACCCUGUCGUAGACAUGAAGGUUGAUCAUCCGCAGCUGGCGGAAUUAGUUCGUCGUAUGGGUGAAUCUGAAUGCGCAUUAAGAGCAAAUCCUUUUAAUGGUCAUCCUCUUUGUUCUUAUUAUUAUUCUGCACAACAUAAACGCAUGCAAAUAAAAACAAGAAUUAGGCAAAUACAAACUGAAUUAGAGACACAAAAAAAAACUGCUAUUAAGGAUUCCCUCCGUUGCAUGCGUCGUGUAUUAUACCGAUUAGGUUUCUUAGAGAGCGGAGAAAAAGGAGACACAAAUAAUAAAGGAGACACAAAAGGAGAAAUGAAUAGUACAGGAGACACAAGAGGCGACGCUAAAUUACUAUUAGGAGGAGGAGGAAUAGGAGGAGGAGGAGGAGGAGGAGGAGGAGGAGGAGGAGGAGGAGGGGGAGAUAUAGUAACAUUAAAAGGACGAAUUGCAUGCGAAGUAUCAACAGCUGAUGAAUUAUUAACCUCUGAAUUAUUAUUUAAUAAUUCAUUAAAAGAUUUAAAUGCAGAAGAAUUAUGUGCUGUACUUAGUUGUCUUGUUUGUCAUGAAAAUCAUCAAGAACCUGAACCUACUAAUCCUAGACUACUUGCAGGAGUACAAAAGGUGCGGGAGGUAGCUCGGUCAAUAGCUCGUGUCUUUGUAGAGUGUGGUUACGUAUGGGGGACCCAAUCAGACUACCAGCAGCAGCAGCAGCAGCAGCAGCAGCAGAUGCAGAUGCAGCAUCAGCAUGAUGAUGAGGGUAUGCAGAAGCAAGAAGAAAAAGAGGUUGAGGCAGUAGAGGCAUACGUGAAUAAUUAUAAGCAUGCACUUGUUACAUUAACAUAUGGAUGGCUAAGAUAA